UUCAACUUCAAUACAAUGUAAACAAUGCAUCUGACAAAAUACUGUUUAGUGGGAGAAAAUUGGCUCGUUUGUUGGAUACAGCAGAGAUGUAGUUAAAGCAGAGUUUCCAGGAGCGUGUAAUAAGAACUGAUAGGCAAAUUAAUUUGUUUGGUUAUCUAUUUAUUUUCAUUUGGUUGCAAUAGUUAUGAAAAGUAGAGUUAUUAGAACAGGCUCAGGGCUGACUAUUGUGAGGAAGGAUAUGUAAUUUGUCUCUUUAACAUGAUUGAUAUCUUUUUAAUCACCAAUAGUCAAAAACAUGACCCGAGGUAUCCAAUAAGUAUUUAUAAAAGCAGACUCUUGACAGUUGACUCAUUCCUGGUUACCAGAUGCCUUUCGUCAUUUACAAGGCAUCCCAGGAACAUUUUCUAAUAUUCAACACUUGCAUAGAUGAGUGGCUCCAAUUGCCAGUCAGACAGCACGGAGAUAGGCUGUGCAUUCAUGUGUCUGCGCCAACCAUGGAGCACCUAUUUGCUCUAUUCCCACACUAUUUCCAUUUUAUUCUCCCAAACUGGAUUUUACCACCGAACCACAUAAAGCGAUGGCUUGCAGUGGCCAAGCCGCAUGGUCAUGGGGGGUACAUAUAUAUUCCACAUAGAUGGCAGUGGAGGUUAGGAGUGAACUCUGUACUAGCUUUAUCAACUAUACUAUUGUGCUAUCUGAAAUGUAUGGUGAAUAAAAGUGUACCCGCAUUUAGGUUGCUAAAGUUGAAACUAUUUAAAAUGUGAGGCGAUACACUGCAUUUGUUGUAAGAGUAAUGCCGGAAGUGCUGUUUUCAUCAUUUUUCUGUAAAUGUGGCUGAUUUUGGAACAGUUCUACCUGCAUGAUUGAUGUGCGAUAUUAUUUGUUUUUUCUCUAGGUGUGCAUUUCUGCCUCCACCUCCACCACUCCACUCUCACACUUGUCUGUUGUACCAUCUAAGUCAAACCUACUCAUUGGCCUUCAUUCCACUUUGCUGUCCAAUGCCCACAUACUCUUAAUGUCAAUGCAUGAAGUCUAUAAGAAUUAAUGAGACAGAACCCACUAAAGACAAAUUGAUUGAUCAUUACCUUGGAUGUAGCCCAGAUGAUCCAGCACUCGAUGGAACUUACAUUGGUAAGUCAGAGGUUAUCUCGCCCUUGGAUGACCUAGCCUUUGAUAUGUACCAAGAUCCUGAGGUGGCCCAAAUAAUACGUAAAUUAGAUGAAGAAAAACAUGAAGCAGUUAAGCUUGAGCGCUAUGACUUUGCAAAGAAACUUAAACAAGCUAUUGCUGAUCUUCAGAAGGUAGGUGAACGUCUAGGCCGUUAUGAGGUGGAAAAACGAUGUGCAAUAGAGAAAGAGGACUAUGAUCUGGCAAAGCAGAAGAAACUGCAAAUGGAUGAUUAUAGGAUGAAAGUUUACAAGCAAUUGGAGCUACAUAACCUUUUAGACAUGGGAAUGAUUCGAAAGCUUCCUGAGUUUCCUCUUGAACCAAUGGAUCACCCCAGUAGGCUUCAACAGGAACAGAAAGUUCUGGAAGUGGAAUCCAAUCGGUUAUCUGAUAAAGUCCAUCUGCAAGAAAUGCCUCUAGUAAAUUCCAAACUACAACACCAAACUGCUGGAAAGCCAAAGUGGUCUCCUACACCACAGCCUUCUCCUGCACCACCUGUCAGGCUACCUUCUCCAAGGGUGGAUACUGGCUCGCUUCCUUAUGAUGAGAGACCACUCCCAGCUCAAAGCAAGCCUUCAGAAUUGGACAGUGAUUCUCAACAAGACAGUAAUGAGAUGCCUGCUGUAAACACAGACACUUCACCUACAUCAGGAAGUGGUAUCACUGGAGAACCAGAGCCAUUAACUGAGAAAGCUUUCAGAGAAGCUAGUUUCGCCAUUGAUUUAUUUGGAGAGGCACUGGUGGCUGGUGCCUAUUCAAAAACUUGGUCGUACAGGGAAGAUGCUUUGCUGGCUGUUUAUAAAAAGCUUUCCACUGUUUCUGAUGAUAUUUCCAAGGACGAGCUAAAGAAUAUGUUACGAGCUGCAAUCUUCCUUGUUCGUAAAGCUAUUAAAGACAAAGUAUCAUCGGUUUUCCAAGCAUCUCUGAAGUUACUAAAAAUGCUGAUAACUCAGUUUGCUCCCAAACACAAGCUGGGCAAAGUUGAAAUUGCUCAUUGUGUUGAGAAAACGUUACCCAUCCUCCUCAGUAAGACUGGAGAUGCAACAACACAUCUUCGAGUGGCUGCAAUGAAUUUCAUACAAGAAAUGGCAUUGCUGAAAGAAGUACGGCCACUUCAUAUAAUCCCACCGCAGCUGAUGCAGCCCCUGAAACCACAGGUUGCAGUCCGCUUGGUAUUGAAUCAAAUUGAAUUGGUGGAGCGUUUACUGAAGGAGUUGGGCACAGAUAAUAGUGGUUUCACCAUAGACAAUGUCAUGAAGUUUACAGCAGAAGCUUUGGAACACUCUGCUUCAGAAGUCCGAGAUACUGCUGUGCGGAUUAUCUUUAACAUGUAUCGACGUCAUGGGAGUGUGAUUUUGCACUAUCUUCCACCUGAUGAUGCAAAUAUUCGUAAGAAUGUGCUAUACAAAUCACUUUUUGAUGGGUUUGCAAAAAUAGACGGGAGGCCAACAGAAGCUGAACAACGAGCACAUAAAAAAGCUGUGGCAGACGAGGCAGAGAAGCGGAAGAAGGAAGAAAUACGAGCUCUUCAGGAACAGCUGGCGGCAUUGAGAGAAAUACAGGCAGAAGUCCAGGCUGAAAAGGGGAAGGAUGUCGAGAACAGCAAACAUUCUAAAACAGACCAGGGAACAAAAGUUCCUGCUUCUCAGCCAGAGAUACCAUUUGAACAGUCCACAGUUGCUGAUUAUUUGGAUAAUUUAUGCAUAUUCUGUGGGGAGAGGAAUGAAAUGUUUACAGAUGAAGGCUUGGACAUCCAUUACUGGAAGCACUGUCCAAUGUUGAGACGGUGUGAGCAUUGCAAACAAGUGGUAGAAAUAGCCAGCCUCACUGAGCACAGGCUAACCGAGUGUGAUAAAAAAGAUAGCUUUGGGAAGUGUCAGCGCUGUAGUGAGGCAAUAGCAAAAGAGGAUCUCCAGGAACAUCUGAAGACAAAGAACUGCAAUGCCGCCAAGCCUGAGAAAAUUGCCAAUCACUGUCCACUCUGCCAUGAAAAUUUCCAGCCAGGAGAGGAGCCCUGGAAAGUGCAUCUCAUGGGAAGAGACGGCUGUAAAAUGAACCCCCGCAGAAUGCAGACGUUACAGAGGACCCAGCAACUCCAAGCAAAACCAGGAACUCUGGCUACUUCUCGGCCAGGUCCCACAGGAAUUAAAGGUCGUUCUCCAACCACCACCAGCAGAAUCCCUGCACCAAGAGCAGGGUUAAACAAAACAACAAGCAGAACUCUAAAUCGUCGAUGAAUUUACUCUCGAUAGGACAAGCAGCAAGUCUAUUGUAACCUCUGCACCAUCGAUUCAAAACAUAUGGUCUGCUCUGCCAUUUGUGAGAACACACAGUACUAAAAUCCCAAUAUCAUCAAUAACAGGUGAAAGAUUGUUAUUAUGAAGAUAAAGAACCUUUUAGAGUCUUGGACUUAUUUUGAAGUUCUAUCAAACAUCCACUCAAGCCAGAUUCUAACUUAAUUCUUUAAUGAACUCCACUCGUACUAAGAAAAAAUGGAGUUCAGUAAAUUCGUUUUUUCUGUUACAGACAUGUGCCUGAAAACCAUGAGCAGAACAUUAGAAAGAGAAUAAUGCACUGAAUACUGUUUUAACAGAAAUGUUUGCUUGUAGAAUUUACAAUAUUUUUCUGUUGCCUACUGUUCACUCAACAAUUUCAGCCAAGAAUGGAAUCGGACAGCUGUGGAGUAAUCAUUUGUAGGAAUCCUUAGAGUGCAGUAUUAAAAAAAAAUACAUGUAUGCAAUCAUUCCCUUUUAAAUUUUGUGUACGCCUGAACAGAUGGCUAGGGCAACUAUUGUAUUUGCAGAAAUCUUAUAAUUUGUAUGAAUUGCUUUAUCUUGAAAAUUAGCUAUUUUUCAAAGUGAAGGGACAUUUAUAUGCACAUAUUCGAGGAGCAUUAAGGGAUGAAGAUUAUCAUGACCAGAUAAAUUAUUCAUUUUUGGGGGCUGACUGAAAGCAAGUACUGUCACUUACUAUAAACGCCCUCAGUGAAGUAGGUUGUGUAGCAAACAAAUCAUGUAAUAAAUCUGGCAAUGGCUUCCGCAAAUUUGACAUGGGAGUUCAAUUUGAGAUGGAUUGAGAAAAGCUAGGCAACGGGACUCUCAUUGCAGCUCUUUCAUGCAUCUCUCGUGCAAAUGUCUGGUUGCUUUUACUGUAUGAAUAGAUUCAUUUACAGUGAAGUGACUUAACUUUGCUUAUGUAAACAUUUGACAAGGAAAAUAUUGAUGGUAAAAUGCAUUGGGGAGAUCCAUGAACUAAAAGAAAACGCAGCAUUUCUAGUUUAAUGUUUUGAUGUUAAAUAAUUGCCUAGGUGGAGCACAUAAUGAAACAUCAAUUGAAAAGGGAUACACACGUAUAAUUCACCUGAUUUUUCCAUUCAUUUAAGUUGCUCAGAUAGUUAACGUAAUGAUUGGAAUAUGUACUCAAAUUCUACAAUCUUAACAUAAUUGCUGAAAAUUAACUUAUUGAAAUCCUUAAUACCCUAUGUCUUCAUCAAAUGUGCACUUGUUUAAAGAUGUUGAACCCCACCCAGUUCUUCCUGAAUUAGUGGGUUGUGUUGAAUGCAAUGUUUAUAUUGAAAUAUUUAUCAAACAAAAAAACUAUCCUUUUAAAUUUUUUUUUUUUUUAGUCUAGUACAAAUGGAUACUGAGACUUUUAUUCAGACCCAGGGUUAGAGCAAGAUUUAGUCCGAAGUUGUCAAAAGUAGGAAAGUAGUAUCCAUAUUAAAUAUUGGAAGUGCAGUGAAAAAUGUCAACAUCUGAUAAUCACCAUCUCAAAAUUUAUCAUGAAUCAUUGGACUCGGCACGUGAAUAUUUCCUUUAAAUUUUAAGCUAGAUCAUUAGUCACAAAAUCAGAUUUGGUCAAAAAUGCUAAGAGUGAAAAUAGAAUAAGAAUUUUCAGCUGUGCUGUCUAAAUUUCUGUAUCACACAGUGCAGUUAAGCCUUAUUUCGCUGAUUUUAAAUUUAAAUUGUCAGAACAAUAUUCAGCAUGUUAAAGUUGCAUAAAAUCUUGGUUAAUCUGAUUUAGUCUUGUUUUGCUUUAAAUGCAUAGUUUCAGAGCAUUUAAGAUCAUUGCGCAAACUAUUGUUGAGCUUGUAAAAAAUGUAAUAUUAAUGCUUAAUCACUGUGGUUCAGUAGUUGGAGGAAUUGAGCUAAUUUGUCCCAGAUUCUAUUGAUGUAUUUAUCUUGAUCAAAAAAUAUUGAAUGUAUAUUUUAGAGAUGCAGCUGUAUAUAUGUCAAAAAUAUCUAGUUUUGUAUUUAUUACACUUUCCUGUAACAUAUUUAAUCCAUUUUCGUUAUUGGAUUUGAUUCAAUCCUUCAAAUGGUUUCUGUGUGAUCAUACACAUAGCUUUUUUUUAAACACAAUGCAGAUGAUGUGAAAAAGCUUUUUCUUUAUUUUUCUGUGCAAUUCUUCUCUCUCUUUCUCUUUUUCAUGGCUGCUUGUCACUGUCACUUGUCACUGUCUGGUAACAAUUUCUCAUGUCCGCCUGAGUGGUAAGCAUCAGCAAGCUAUUUCCAAGAGGACAAAUUAUCACAAACCAAUCCCAAUCAUGUCAUCAAUCAUUUUCCAUGUCUACACUUCCAGUAAUGAUUCCUAACCAAUGCCUAGAGUUGGCUGCCUGACAAAUCUAUCACUAUAAACGAGGAAAGAUAAGGCCAACUAUAAAAUUCCAGCUCAACAAAGAUGAUUAUUUUUGCAGAACUUCAGCAGUUUGAUUACUGCAUAAACAGUGAAGGUCAACUUCCAGGCCUAAAACCAUUCUACAGUCCCCAAAAUGAGUAAUGCACAAUACAGCAUACCCUCUUGAUUUAUCCUCCCAUUACUUGUGAAAGGAUGUGCCUGUGAGAAUGUCUAACUGAGAUUUCAAAUACGCAACAUCCCUAGCAUACUAUAUGUCGUGAAAAUCUGCAAUUGAAAGAAAAUUUACAACCAGCAAGAUUUAAAAAAAAGCAUAACUUUGCACUUGAGUUGCAUAGAAUGACACUUUGAGUCAUGGCAGUUGGAGAAGUUGAAUUAAUUCAUUGUGUAAGCAAAGCUUGCGUGAAUAAUUUUCUUCCCCCAUCAAAUACUGAAUGUCUGCCAGAUAUGUAGCAACAAUUCAGGAAUAUUAUUAAACAAAAUUGAACUGAUCUCUGGAAACAAAUAUUAAAGUGUGUCUUCAUCCUGAAGCAUUAACUCUGCUUCUCUAUCCAUAGAUACUGCUUAAUCUGCUGAUGGUUUCCAGUGUUUUCUGUUUCUGUUUUGUAUGUUAGGGCAGAUGGCCAAAGGCUUGGUCAAGUAAGUAUGUUUUAAGGAAUUUCAUUAAGGCUGGAUGCCAUCAGAGGGUCAUUCAUGCCAGAAUAGGUUAAUCAGCACAAAUUUCAUGCAUGAAUGGAGCCUGAUGCAUGUUAGCACACAAGCGGAAAAGUUUUCAAUGACCUUGUUUAGAAGGUUUUGGGUGGCGGCUUGAAAUACAUUGGAAUAGUCACCUCAUAAGAUAAUAAAGACUCGAAAUUGGUGCAGAUGUGGGCAAUAUUGGAGCAGGAAAUGGUGAGUUAAUAUUUGAAACUCAUCUUGCCACCAAGAUCAUAACUCAUUUCAGACAGUUUAUAAGAAGAGGAAUUAAGUUGAUGGAUAAGAUAUGUGCUUUUAAUUGGUUCGUAUGGCAUUUUUUUUUACAGCUUGAAAAUUAACUUAACUCAGAGUAAAUCAAAACAGUAAUCACUUGGAUGAAAUCACAAUGGUGGAGGUCAAAUCAUGCAGUAUAGGCAAGAAAGCAAACCAAUGCCUCAGCAUCCUCAGAAGACACAGGAAAUUUGACAUAUUACUAACGUCACUUACCAAUUUUCACAGGUGCACCAUUGAAAGCAUCCUAUAGGGGGGAUGCAUCACAGCUUAGGGAUACACAUAUCAGGCAGAAGAUACAAAAGCUUGAAAACACAUCGGAUUCAAGGGAAGCUGCUUUCCUGCUGUUACCAGAUUCUUUAAUGGAUCUCAUAUACGAAGGGUCUUCCAACCUACCUUGUUGUGGCCCUUGCAUUAUUUUUUCUUUGCACUUUCUGUGCAAUGGAGCACACUAUUCUGCAUUCUGUUCCCUUUCUGUUUUGCAUUAUUGUACUCAUGAAUGGUAUGAUCAUCCUUAUGUCUGAUAUGAUUUGCCUGGCCUAUGCGCAAAGCAAUAUUUUUUCAUUGUAUCUCAGUACACAUCACAAUAAUAAAACAAUACCUAAUUACAUAGUU
This is a messenger RNA of Leucoraja erinaceus (little skate), 7383 nucleotides long. It is a transcript of the gene cep104, whose product is annotated as centrosomal protein 104. The coding region runs from base 1026 to 3404 and encodes 792 amino acids. NCBI's taxonomy places the organism in Eukaryota, Metazoa, Chordata, Chondrichthyes, Rajiformes, Rajidae. The record is from RefSeq and is a predicted model, not a curated record. Gene Ontology annotation, cellular component: cilium. The transcript has 18 exons.